Messenger RNA from Gadus morhua (Atlantic cod), 2810 nucleotides. RefSeq names its product ubiquitin specific peptidase 3 (gene usp3). Lineage: Eukaryota; Metazoa; Chordata; Actinopteri; Gadiformes; Gadidae. The transcript is spliced from 15 exons. Gene Ontology annotation, molecular function: zinc ion binding; cysteine-type deubiquitinase activity. Bases 304 to 2223 code for a protein of 639 amino acids. The record is from RefSeq and is a predicted model, not a curated record. Gene Ontology annotation, biological process: protein deubiquitination.
UUCCGUCAAUGUGACGUCUUUUCCCUACGAUACGGUUUGCUACGCCCGAUGCGCUAGCUAGUUACCGAAUGCUAUCUUAAUUUCAUUAAAAAGAAAAAAACAGUGCAAAUCUAUGUCGGAAUGCCAUACAAUCACGUUAUUACUCGACAUGUUGACUAUGUAAUUAACCAUUUAGUAUGCUCACAUAUGGUAGCGCCAACGAGUUAGUUACCCUUAGUAGGUUUGUUAGCUGGAGAACCAAUAGCCCCUUAUAAGCCUCGGCUAACAGGUUAUAAUAGACAGAGGUACUGUCUACCUACACUGAUGGAGUGCCCUCACAUACACUCCAACGUGUGCCUGACGGUCGACCCGUCCAGGUUCCCCAACGGUAUCCCGUCGUCCUGGUGCUGCAACGUCUGCAGAUCGAACAAAAGCCCCUGGGUCUGCCUGACCUGUCUGCUGGUGCAUUGUGGAAGAUAUGUCAGUGGACAUGCAAAGAAACACUUUGAGGAGAACCAAGUCCCGUGCAAUAGCCAGAGGACCUGUGAGAAGCAGGAGAAGGUCCAUCACUCAGUCUGUAUGGACUGCAGCAACUACAGCUUAUACUGUUACAGGUGUGAUGAUUUUGUAGUUAAUGACACCAAACUCGGUCAAGUGCAAAAAGUCAGAGAGCAUCUUCAAAGUUUGGAAAAGUCAUCACUGAUGGGUGACAGACAAAGGAAAAGAAAGAACUUGGAAAACCUAGCCUUCCCCAGCAAGGUGUUCAAAGAUGAUGGUCUCUCCUUGGCUCUGUGCGCCACAGGCCUGCGUAACCUUGGCAACACAUGUUUCAUGAACGCUAUUCUGCAGUCUCUCAGCAACAUCCAGCAGUUCAGCCGUUACUUCAAAGAGCUGCCGGCGGUGGCACUGCGCAGCGGCAAGACGGCCGGACGCAGGAUGUACCACACCCGCAGCCAGGGAGACACCAGUGUGUCCCUGGUGGAGGAGCUGAGGAAGACGCUGUGCUCUCUGUGGCAGGGCAAUCAGACAGCCUUCAGUCCAGACUCCCUGUUCUACGCCAUAUGGAAGAUCAUGCCAAGUUUCAGGGGCUACCAGCAGCAGGACGCUCACGAGUUCAUGCGGUACCUCUUGGACCACCUCCACCGGGAACUUCAGGGAAAUCAUAACGGCGUCCCCUCAUCAGCCUCCAGUCCAGACCAUGUCCGGCUGCCCCCCACCGCAGGCAAAUGUUGCAUAAAUGGAAUAACCACUGUCGUGACUUCCAUCUUUGGAGGCAUACUUCAGAAUGAAGUCAACUGUCUCAUUUGUGGGACAGAAUCCCGGAAGUUUGACCCGUUCCUUGAUCUGUCGUUGGACAUCCCAAGUCAGUUCAGACAGAAGAAGAGCAAGGACCAGGAACCAGGGCCUACUUGCACUUUAAGUGAUUGCCUGCGUAGCUUCACAGACCUUGAGGAGCUAGACGACGCAGAGCUCUACAUGUGUCAUAAGUGUAUAAAGAGACAGAAAUCCACAAAGAAAUUCUGGAUCCAGAAGCUGCCAAAGGUUUUGUGUCUCCAUCUAAAAAGAUUCCACUGGACGGCCUUUCUGAGGAACAAGGUGGACACCUACGUGGAGUUCCCCCUCCACAGCCUGGACAUGAGGGCCUUCCUGCUGGAGCCAGAAAAAUCUUUGCCUGGGAGUUGCCUCUAUGACCUUGUUGCUGUUGUGGUCCACCACGGAUCUGGGGUUGGCUCGGGGCACUACACGGCGUACGGAUGCCACGAGGGCCGCUGGUACCACUUCAACGACAGCACGGUGACGGUGAGCAGCGAGGACACGGUGAGGAAGGCCAAGGCCUACAUCCUCUUCUACGUGGAGCGUCCCGCCAAGGCCGGCGCCGCAGACGCAGGCGCCGCCGCCCAAACCGUCGCCGUCGACACUGCGUCGGCGUCAGCAGAUGAGAUGGUCUCCGUCAGGGACGAGUUGAAGGAGGAGGACGUAGCGGGCUCCGCGGUCACCCCCGGGGCGGGGUCUGACCCGGUCCCCUCCCCUCAGGGGGUCACCGCUGGAGCGGGUUCUGACCCGGACACCACCGGAGCGGCGGAAAGGGAUCGGGCUGCGCUGGGUGAUGCUGCUGGCGGCCAGCUGGCCAGUGCUGGCUGGGAAGAGGAGGCGUUGGACGGGGACCAGUCAUGCGAGGCCACCUCAGACACGGUGACUGCAGACAGUGAUAGCCUCACUUUAGCAUCCGCUGCUGCUCAAUAAAGGGCCCGACAGAGUUUUUCAACAUCCAGCUGUGGACUUCAUUCAUUCUCUUUUUUACCUAUGCUGUAUGGAUUUAUGUAAUGUGUCUUCAUGGCAAAUAUUGGAUCAUUAUUUUAUUUUUUUUACAAUGUGCUGCUUGAUUGUUUUUGAGCGUUAUGUUUUAAUUAGAUUUUUGUCAUAGCGGUGAGUCACACGUUGAGUAAUUACCUCCACACAGUUUAGGUCCAGAUUAAGACUGAACAUAACUGUCUUGUGUCAUGCUUUUCAUUUAUUUUUUGCUCGAUCAAUUUUAGAUUGUACUUUUUAUUUGUCAAAAGGUAUAGAUUUUCAAUAAUUAGAGAAUGGCUACAUUAGCAUUCCACCAAUACAUGACUGAAUAGCCUUAACUAGAGCAAUAUGAAGUUAAUGUGACUCCAUAACUAGAACAUAUGAGAAUUGUUUAUAAAAAAAAACAUUUUUAACCCUAUGUAUUAGUCUAUUGACCCCCAUGGCCUAACUUGGUAAACUGGCCUUGAAAAAUGACUGUUGUUGUACUAGAAAUGUAAAUUGACAAAAUCAUGUUUUAAAAUCAUGGCUUGUUCAACCAA